AUGGCACGGAUUUUGAGUGUGGUCUUGCUUUGCGCGUGUUUAGCGGCUGCCGAUCAAGAGGAUGUUGAAGGUGGAAAAUGCGAGAGAAUCAAACUUUCACAAUGCCAAGACUUAGGAUACAACUGGACUGCAAUGCCUAAUCUCAUGGGUCACCGCGAUCAGAAGGAGGCUGAAGAAGCGAUGCAGAAGUUCGCGGGUGUGAUUUCCAGCGAGUGCUCGAUGCACGCGCGCUUCCUCCUCUGCUCGGCGUUCGCGCCCCUCUGCUCGGAGCAGGUGUCGGGCUCGGUGAGCGCCUGCCGCGCCCUCUGCGAGAGCGUCAGCGCCGACUGCGAGAAGGAGCUGGCGCAGCUGGCGCCGACCGUGCUGGACUGCGGCGCCUUCCCUUUGCGCGCGGUGCGGAGGCUGUGCAUGCGGCCGCCCAACGCCAGCGAGCUGGUGCCGGAGCCGCAGCCGCCGCCGCGGUGGCCCUUCCAGGAGCGCGAGCGCGAGGACGGCUGCCCGCCCGGCCACGCGCGCGCGCCCGCCGGCGCCUGCUGGCCCGCGUGCGGCCAACACGCGCGCUACACGCAGCCCGAGAAGCGCAGCGCCGAGCUGUGGAUGGCCACCGCCGCCUGGCUCUCGCUGCUGUGCACCUCGUUAGCGUUGCUCACGUUCUGCGCGGAGCCGUCGCGCUACCGCUACCCCGAGCGGCCCGCGGUGUGGGCGGCCGCGUGCCACGCCGUGGUCGCCGCGGCGCACGUGGCGCGCGGCUGGCUGGGCGCGCGCGCUCUCUCGUGCGCCGGCAACACGCUCGCCGUGGACGGGCUGGCGUCGCCCGCGUGCGUCGCCUUCUUCUCGCUCACGUACUACUUCACGCUGGCGGCGGACGCGUGGUUCGCGAACGCGUGCGUCGCCUGGUACCUGACGGCGGCGAGCGAGUGGUCCACGGAGGCGCUGGAGCGCGCGGCGGCGUACCUGCACGCGGUGGCGUGGGGCUGGGCGGGCGCGUGGACGGCGGCCGCGCUCGCGCUGCGCCGCGUGGCGGCCGACGAGCUGACCGGCACGUGCGGCGUGGCGGCGCCGGCGGCCGCGGCGCUGGUGGCCGUGCCCAGGGGCGCGCUGCUCGGCGCGGCGGCGGCGCUGGCGCUGGCCGCGGGCCCGGGCAUCGUGCGCGUGCGCCGCGCGCUGCACGCCAGGGGCGCCAAGAGAGUGGGCCGCCUGGCGGUGCGCGCGGCCGCCGGCGGGAUGCUGUACUUGGCGCUGGCCGCGCUGGCCACCGGCUCGAAGCUGUACGAGGCGCGGGGCGGGGAGGGCCGCUCCGGCGCGCUGGCCGUAUGCCUGUGGCUGUCGUGCGGCGUGGCGGCGGCGGCCUGGGCCUGGUCCAAGAAGUCGGCGCUGGUCUGGCGCAAGGCCAUCUGCCCGCCCCGCAAGGCGCCCUGCUGCGCGCCGCCCCUCCUGCGCCCGCAGCACCCCUACUACAAGCGCCCGCUGCACGUGUCCAGGGUU
Molecule: messenger RNA, 1485 nt
Organism: Iphiclides podalirius (scarce swallowtail)
Lineage: Eukaryota; Metazoa; Arthropoda; Insecta; Lepidoptera; Papilionidae
Source: the annotation of a GenBank genome assembly